Messenger RNA from Puccinia triticina, 372 nucleotides. RefSeq lists its product as uncharacterized. The coding region runs from base 1 to 372 and encodes 123 amino acids. NCBI's taxonomy places the organism in Eukaryota, Fungi, Basidiomycota, Pucciniomycetes, Pucciniales, Pucciniaceae. The record is from RefSeq and is a predicted model, not a curated record. The transcript is spliced from 3 exons.
AUGGGCUCAGCUUUCAUUGCCAUUGAUAACUUAGGACAAGGUAGGUUUCUCCAAAAUACGGCGAGAUCAUUGAAAAUUAUGAUGGGGCCGGGCCAAGGUGGUCAAGUCAAAGUCUCGGGAUCGGAAGAAGAACGUAUUAUCUCGGGAUAUCCUGGAACCACUCCACGGAGGAUGACCAAUGAUACGAGCCUUGCAGAUUCAUGGACUAAUCCUCCGCUCACCGAUUUCUCUCAUCUAACUACCCAAGUCAAGGCCGAAGAGACGACCAUGGAAUCGCAUGAAGUAGCCUGGGCACCAGGGGAGCUUGACAAUCCUCAGAAUAGGACACUAGCUUCGAAACGUAUAAUAACAGUUCUAAACAAUGCUAAGUGA